CACACCCAUCCCCCAGUCAUCUCCCCUUCCCACUCGAGGAGUCUACAGGGCAACCAAGGAAACCUCACCCCAUGUUUGGAAAUGUUUACUGUCGUGCGUUGCCUGUCUAGAAACCGCUAGAACGUGCUCCAGAGAAUACCCUCUCCAUCGACGGUGUUAAACAGUUGUAACUCCUUUCAACAGUCACUUUCAUUGUUCACCGGGAUGGCUCAAGCUAAGAUCCAGGCAAAAAUGAACGACGCCGCUAAGGGAGGUUUGUUCAGCAGAUCCAUGUCAAUGGCUGACCGUUCUGGUCGACUACUGGAAAGCCUGGACCAGCUCGAGCUGAGGGUGGAAGAACUGAGAGAGGCAGCCUCGGCAAUGGAGCUGGAGAAGACGUGCUUAUUGGAGAUGAUCACCUCCAUUCAGAACAGUCAGGAAAUGCAAAGCAUCUGUGACGGCGAAAGAGAGGAGCUGACAUUGACGGCCAAUCGCCUCAUGGGGAGGACCCUGACAGUCCACGUUUCCGUGGACACCGUGCGCAACCCGCAGCAACAGGACGCGAUGCAAAAAGUGAUGGCGCUUAUUGAUGAAAUCGCCGCCAAAUUGCUGAACGACAUGGAGAGCGCACGGAAGAGACUGAUGGCUCUGCACGCCGCCUGCGUGUCGGACGCCACUGUGGCCGCCGACCAGAAGUUCCAGGCGAUGGUGAUCAGCUGCGCUCUGGAGGAUCAGAAGAAGAUUAAGAAGCGCCUGGAGAGCCUCAUUCGGAACAUUGACAAUUCCGAAAAAACGAUAAAGAUUAUGGAUAACCAGAAGGUGGAGGACGCGGACAACGCACAAGCCAAUGGAAAAUAGUUACAGAGACCACUUAAUUAUGUUAAAAACCCAUCAUUUAGUGUUUUCAAAUCAAAUGCACCCUUUCACUCUGCACAAACAUCUAGUCCCUAUAGUUUUUUUUUCCAAUAUGCGACGUCACACCAUCCGUCAACAUAGAACUACGAGAACAUUCCAGUGUAACGAUUAGACUUUUAAUAGCCACAAAUCGGAGCGUCAUGGCCUGUUGGGCAUCGUCAAUUAGUAGCCUGGGAACUCCCAUACUGCCUUUAGUUCUACACAAUCGUUUCGAUCUGAAAGACAAAUCUCAGUUGUGAUUAGGUCUGGUGUUAACCAGGCAAGUCAAUUAGAGGGUGGGUGAGGGAAUAACGUUCUGUAUGAUGCUGUUCUCAGGAGGGCACAAAGUAGAGAUCUGUCGAUGAUUGAAAUUAUGGCCCAAAUAAGCCGCCGUGGGGACGGCUACAAAUUGUCCUAACCGCCUGUGCCUAUUCAAUUUCUGCUUGCCAAGAGAAGCUGAAAAUAAUCUAUGGUAUUUUACACUGUUGGGAGAAACCCCAUUAGCUUUUAACACACUACUGUUGUUUCUUUCUCCCCUUCCUGGGGUGUUGCAUCCUGUGAAUGAAAAAAGACAUGAAAAUGGCACUGAUACAAUAAACAAAUUAUUGACAAAUUUG
Molecule: messenger RNA, 1490 nt
Organism: Engraulis encrasicolus (European anchovy)
Lineage: Eukaryota; Metazoa; Chordata; Actinopteri; Clupeiformes; Engraulidae
Gene: bag2
Product: BCL2 associated athanogene 2
Exons: 3
Coding region: 205-837 (210 amino acids)
Biological process (GO): protein stabilization
Molecular function (GO): adenyl-nucleotide exchange factor activity; protein-folding chaperone binding
Source: RefSeq, a predicted model, not a curated record